ACGUUAGUUAGCGGAGCCGAUCAUUUUGACUUUCUGCGAACAGAAAUAUAUCCCUCCCUCCUAUUCUCAAAUCUCAGCCUUACGUCCCCAUCAAUAUCAUCAUGUGGAAACCUUCCGUCUCCCUCUUCUUUUACUUCAUCCUUCUCUUCACCCACUCCUCCGACGCCGAUGUCGGCACAGCCGCCCAGUACGGCCCUCCGUUUCUACCGACGGCGUGCUUCGGAGGAGAUGCGUCGGAGUUUCCGUCGAGCAACAUGUUCGGAUCGGCGGGGGAGGGAAUAUGGGACAAUGGGGCGGCGUGCGGCAGACAGUAUCAGGUGAGGUGUAUAAGUGCUGCGGCGCCGAGGACCUGCAUUGCGGGUCAGACCAUUCAGAUUAAGAUCGUGGACAGAGCGCAGUCCUCUCGCUCUCGUGCUUCCUCCGACGCCACUUCCAUGGUCCUCUCCGCCACCGCCUUCCGCGCCAUCGCCAACUCCUCCGCUUCCUUCAUCAACAUCGAAUUCCAACAGGUUUGAAUUGAAUUUGAUCAUAACGGCAAUUGAGGAAGAGUCUAUGUUUGUAUUUUUAGCCCAAUCAGGGCCUUAUAUGCAGGGUAUCUCUCUCUCUUCCCAACCAUUCGAGGCUUUUUCCAAGUUUUAUUUACUUGUACGCAGCCCGUAAGCAUAACUGUUAAACUUAUUUUAUUAAUAUCAUCCUGG
This is a messenger RNA of Neltuma alba, 698 nucleotides long. Its product is annotated as EG45-like domain containing protein 2. The record is from RefSeq and is a predicted model, not a curated record. The coding region runs from base 102 to 515 and encodes 137 amino acids. The transcript is spliced from 3 exons. Lineage: Eukaryota; Viridiplantae; Streptophyta; Magnoliopsida; Fabales; Fabaceae.